This is a messenger RNA of Labeo rohita (rohu), 1285 nucleotides long. RefSeq names its product CD276 antigen. The record is from RefSeq and is a predicted model, not a curated record. Lineage: Eukaryota; Metazoa; Chordata; Actinopteri; Cypriniformes; Cyprinidae. The coding region runs from base 175 to 990 and encodes 271 amino acids. The transcript has 5 exons.
AAGAUACUGGACCCACUAAACAUUGGACGCCGGAUAGACGUGCAGAUCAUGUCUAUAUUGGGUCCGUGACAUGGAAAAGACGUGACUACGACGUCAUAUGCGCAGUGGGGAAGUGAUAUUCUUAUGAAGAACUAGGAAGAAGGAAGUCUUAAAAUCCUUACCGGAUUUAAUAAAAUGUUUCAGCUCCUAUUUUGGAUUUUAGCCAAAAGUGCAGCAUCUUUUAUGGUAAGCAUACCAAAUAAUGACUUGAUUGCAGUCAGGGGUCAUCCAGCUAUACUGGGUUGUCAUUUUACACCUCACCCUGACCUCUCCAGCCUGGCUAUAGUGUGGCAACGCCAGGAGGAUUCACAAGUCGUGCACAGCUUCUAUUAUGAACAGAACCAACUAGACCAUCAAAGUCCAGAAUACCACAACCGGACAUCAUUGUAUAUUCCAGAGUUUGGUAAUGGAAAUGCCUCUCUCAGGAUAGAUGGAGUUGGACUGAAGGAUGUGGGCUGGUACCUGUGCAAAGUGAACAACAUUAAUGGGAAUGGAAAAGGCAAAAUAAAACUUGACUAUGGAGCCUUUUAUUCUGAGCCCAGGUUGAGCAUUCAUGUGAACUCCACCACAGUCGUAGUGCAGUUUGAGACAGAGGGUUUUCCCAAACCUGAGGUCAUCUGGCUGGAUGAACAUGGCCAGAGACUCAUUCAUCACCUGGAGCUCCAUGACCAGACAGAAGAUGGACUUUAUUUAGUAAGGAGCAGAUAUGAGGCCCAAAAGCCAGCGGUUAAUGUUACAUUCACACUAAAGAACCACCUCCUGGACCAGAGCCUUGAGAGACCUGUGAUCUUCAGCUAUGUUCCAGGAGAUGCUGGAGGUGGAAGCAUUGCAGCCAUAUCGUCAGUUGUAUGCGUCCUUUUAGUUGGGAUUAUUAUUGUUGUUUACAUGAAGGCAGCAGCAAGGAGCAGAUGGACAGUACCUUUAUUUGAUAAAUGCCAGAAGCAGCCGUAGCCAAUUCAACAUGUUCACAAUAUAAUACUCCUGAAAUGUGCAAAGAGAGCCACAGAUAUAAAAAAAUAUAAGCAAUAUUGGGGUCUGAAAUGGUCUAUGGGUUACGUAUCAAAAUGGCUAUAAACUUUUCACAGUAUGCUUUCAUCGUUAAACACUGUACCUUUGCCACUGCAAAACAGUGUAACAAUUACAACCAACAGAAUUUUAUUUCUUUAUUUAUUUUUAAUUUAUUAAUUUUUUCUUUAUUUAUUUAUAUGUAAGUGUGAUGUGGUGCUGCUAAAUAAAGUGAACUUGA